Molecule: messenger RNA, 2928 nt
Organism: Acanthochromis polyacanthus (spiny chromis)
Lineage: Eukaryota; Metazoa; Chordata; Actinopteri; Pomacentridae
Gene: nol10
Product: nucleolar protein 10
Exons: 21
Coding region: 287-2458 (723 amino acids)
Biological process (GO): maturation of SSU-rRNA from tricistronic rRNA transcript (SSU-rRNA, 5.8S rRNA, LSU-rRNA)
Cellular component (GO): 90S preribosome; nucleolus; nucleus
Molecular function (GO): protein binding
Source: RefSeq, a predicted model, not a curated record
AUAGUUUGCAUUUAUGGCUAAUCUUAGACUCCGCCUGCGGGCUUCUUAUGGCAGUUAUACAGCUUUACCAACAGGCUGUACAUAACUACAGAGUUUAUAUACAACGUUAAUUUUCUUGCACCUUGAACACCGGAGAUGGUCGGAACCCUGCCCAGCCAGUGUGGUUUCUACACGGACCUAUUUCUCAAAGCCCACCUCCACCUCCUGUUUUGAAACAACGUGGAUUGAGUUCGCUGGUGUGGAGCUGCUGUGUUAUGUGUGACCAGACUCCUGCUGACUGUCAACAAUGCAGAUAUCCAGUGUGAACGAUGUGAAGAUUUAUAAUUUAAGCCACGGAAAGUCUCUUCCGGAGUGGCUCUCUGAUCGGAAGAAAAGACAGCUACAAAAGAAAGAUGUUGACAUCCAGCGCAGGAUUGAGCUCAUCCAGGACUUUGAGAUGCCCACAGUGUGCACCUCUAUCAAAGUGUCCAGGGAUGGUCAGUUCAUCCUGGCAGCAGGAACUUACAAACCCAGGAUUCGCUGUUACGACACCUAUCAGCUGUCCCUGAAGUUUGAGCGCUGUCUGGAUUCUGAUGUUGUUGCCUUUGAUGUCCUGUCUGAUGACUACUCUAAGUUGGUGUUUCUGCACGCCGACCGCUACGUAGAGUUCCACUCCCAACAUGGUCACUACUACAAGACACGUGUUCCAAAGUUUGGACGGGACUUUUCUUACCACUAUCCCUCCUGCGACCUUUAUUUUGUAGGGGCAAGUUCAGAGGUGUACAGACUGAACCUGGAACAAGGGCGCUUCCUUAACUCACUUCAGACCGAUGCAGUGGAGAACAAUGUGUGUGACAUCAACCCCGUCCAUCAUUUAUUUGCCACAGGAACCUCUGAGGGGAGGGUCGAAUGCUGGGACCCUCGUGUCCGGAACCGAGUGGGCCUGUUAGACUGCGCCCUGAGCAGCCUCAGUGAAGGAACAGAGGUCCAAGGUUUGCCUUCCAUCAGUGCGCUCAAGUUUAACGGCUCCCUGAACGUGGCUGUCGGCACCAGCACAGGACAGGUGCUGCUGUAUGACCUGCGUUCCAGCCAACCACUGCUUGUUAAAGACCACUUCUACAACCUGCCAAUCAACUCUCUCAACUUCCACGAUCAGCUGGACCUGGUUGUGUCCUCUGAUUCCAAGAUCAUAAAAAUCUGGAGUAAAGACACUGGCAAGCUCUUCUCCUCCAUACAGCCUCAGGUCAACAUCAAUGAUGUUUGCAUGUACCCUAAUUCAGGUAUGCUCUUCACUGCCAACGAAGAUCCCAAGAUGAAUACAUUCUACAUCCCAGCUCUGGGCCCUGCGCCGCGGUGGUGCUCCUUCCUUGACAAUCUAACAGAGGAGCUGGAGGAGAGCCCAGAGAGCACAGUGUAUGAUGACUACAAGUUUGUCACCCGGAAGGACCUGGAUAAUCUGGGUUUGUCUCACCUGGUGGGAUCAUCUCUCCUUAAAGCCUACAUGCAUGGCUUUUUCAUGGACAUUAGACUUUAUCACAAGGUCAAAAGCAUGGCAAAUCCUUUUGCAUACGAAGAGUAUCGCAAGGACAAGAUCCGCCAGAAGAUUGAAGAGUCCAGAACCCAGAGAGUGCAGGUGAAGAAGCUGCCUAAGGUGAAUAAGGAGCUGGCUCUCAAGCUGAUGGAAGAGGGUGACGAUGAAGCAGAGCUGACUUCUAGGACAAAGAAGGGCAAGGCUCUCCCCAGCAUCCUGGGAGACGACCGUUUCAAGGUGAUGUUUGAAAACCCAGACUACCAGGUAGACGAGCAGAGCGAUGAGUUCCGCCUGCUCAACCCCAUCGUCUCCAAGGUGGGACAAAAACGGAAAAAGAAGCUGCGCCUACUGGCUCAGCAGGAUGCCACUUCCCAACAGGUGGCUGACGAUGAGGAGGAACCAGAGGGACGAGCCAGUUCUGAGGAGGAGAGCUCGGACGACGACAAGAGCUGGGUGGAGGAGGUGAGGGAGCAGCGGAGGUUGUUGCGACAGGAGGACAGAGACCGCCGACGGCAGGAGAGGAAGGAAGCAGACCGCAACACUGUCCUGCUGGAGAGAGAGCAGAAUGGAGGAGAGAAAACCUCAAACAUGGCUACGAGCAAGAAGACGAGCCAGCCUCAGUUUUAUCAGAUCAAAGCCGGGGAGGAGUUCCGAAGUUUUAAUGACAUGGCCCGCAAGCAGAAGCUGCAGAAGGCUUCUCUGGAGGACCGCCUGAAGAUGGAGGAGUACUCUGGAGUCAGCAACGUGGCCGACACUGCAGUGGGCAGCAAACAGCUGACAUUCACUCUCAAAAAGUCGGAGCAGCAGAGGAAGCAGCAGCAGGCAGAGCGGGAUCACCACGAGGAGAGGAAGAAGCUGAGGCGCUCGGCCGGACACCUGAGCAGCCGCCGUGGGAGAGGCUGGGGCGGCAGAGGAAGAGGCCGACACCAAGGAGUCUUCGCUCUGUAGUCAAAGUCAAGUAGUUUAUGGCAGUUAUCUUCAUCUACAGAAGAUUAUUUUAAUGAAUUGAAGCUCUAAGCAGUGGUGAAAAGGUUGGAGACGUACUGCACAACGGCAGAAGGCAAAGACUGACAUUGCUGAACAGAUAAGCCUGUCCUGCUCCUGGGGGUCUGGAUCAUGGGUUCACCUGCUCUCUGCAAAUUAAUGACAUUAAAAAAAUACCUGUGUGACUGCCCGUAUGAAUAUAACGCAAGGUCAUUAUCCAUAAGUACUGCGACUGCAUACAUUUUAGCAGGGGUGGCCCCAGGAGGAAUUAGACACGGAGAGCUGAAAGGACUUGACCUGCUUUGUCUCUGGUGUCGAGUUUCUCAAAACCGCUGCUCUCUGGAGUCUGUUUCAAUUAAUAAAAAGGAAUGUAUGUGGAACAGAAGUGUAGGAUUUUUUAUGCUGUUUGAUAUCAAUUUAUAUUUGGUACAACA